Messenger RNA from Phalacrocorax carbo (great cormorant), 2090 nucleotides. The record is from RefSeq and is a predicted model, not a curated record. Lineage: Eukaryota; Metazoa; Chordata; Aves; Suliformes; Phalacrocoracidae.
GGAGGAGGCGGGUUUUUGAGGAGCGGCCGCUCUAUCCGGUGGACUCUGCUGCUCUGGAGGAGAAGGGAGGGAGGAGGUGGCUCCUGCUCUAAGAUGGCGGCGCAGAGGAGGAGUCUGCUGCAGAGUGAACAGCAGCCCAGUUGGACAGAUGACUUACCAUCCUGCCAUCUCUCUGGAGUGGGCUCAGCUCCAAACCGUUCCUACAGUGCGGAUGGCAAGGGGACAGAGGGUCACCCCUUGGAAGACAACUGGUUAAAAUUCAGGAGUGAGAACAACUGCUACCUCUAUGGUGUCUUCAAUGGCUAUGAUGGCAAUCGAGUCACCAACUUUGUGGGCCAGAGGCUUUCUGCAGAAUUGCUGCUGGGCCAGCUACAUGCAGAUCACAGCGAUGCUGAUGUGCGUCGAGUUCUGCUGCAGGCUUUUGAUGUGGUAGAAAGAAGUUUCCUGGAGUCCAUUGAUGAUGCCUUGGCAGAGAAGGCCAGCCUGCAGUCCCAGCUACCAGAGGGUGUCCCUCACCACCAGCUGCCACCUCAAUACCAGAAGAUUGUGGAGAGAUUGAAAGCUGUAGAACAGGAGAUCUCUGGAGGAGCCAUGGCUAUCGUGGCUGUUGUUCUCAACAACAAGCUCUAUAUCGCCAAUGUGGGUACCAAUCGGGCACUGUUAUGCAAGUCCACGGUGGAUGGGCUGCAGGUGACUCAGCUCAAUGUGGACCAUACAACAGAGAACGAGGAUGAACUUUUUCGCUUCUCCCAGCUGGGCUUGGAUGCAGGGAAAAUAAAACAAGUGGGAACUAUUCGUGGGCAGGAAAGCACUCGGCGCAUUGGAGAUUACAAAGUCAAAUACGGCUAUACUGAUAUUGAACUGCUCAGUGCUGCUAAAUCUAAGCCCAUCAUAGCAGAACCGGAAAUCCACGGAGGGCACUCACUGGAUGGGGUGACUGGCUUCUUGGUGCUCAUGUCUGAAGGGCUCUACAAAGCACUGGAGGCAGCUCAUGGGCCGGGGCAGGCCAACCAGGAAAUUGCAGCCAUGAUAGCCACAGAGUUUGCCAAGCAGACGUCGCUGGAUGCUGUGGCACAAGCAGUAGUGGACCGGGUAAAGCGGAUCCACUGUGACACUUUUGCCAGUGGUGGGGAGCGGUCCAAGUUCUGUCCCCGGCAUGAAGACAUGACAUUGCUUGUGAGGAAUUUUGGGUACCCCCUGGGUGAGAUGAGCCAGCCCACGCUGACACCGACGCAAGGAGGCCGUGUCUACCCAGUGUCUGUGCCGUAUUCCAGCUCUCAAAGCACGAGCAAGACGAGUGUCACGCUGUCUCUUGUCAUGCCUUCCCAAGGCCAGAUGGUCAAUGGUGCCCACAGCAGCUCAACUCUGGAUGAAGCCACCCCCACCCUCACUAACCAAAGCCCAACUGUGACGCUCCAGUCAACUAAUACUCACACGCAGAGUAGCAGCUCAAGUUCAGAUGGGGGUCUCUUCCGCUCCCGACCCACCCACUCGCUCCAGCCAGAUGAAGAUGGGCGUGUGGAGCCCUACGUCGAUUUUGCAGAAUUUUACCGGCUUUGGAACAUGGACCAUGGCGAGCAGGCAGCACUGACUGUGUCCUAACGUGGAAAUCUGCCUCCUCCAAACACCCUGCGCUCGGCUGUGUGAGCAAAGACUGAGGCAAGAAUGAGAGCGCUCCACCGAGGGCUGUGUUCUGCUGAGAGUUAACUCCUAUCCAGGAUGUGCUGAACGCUGGGCUGGGGAGCGCGUGCAGCGCCCUCCACACACGUGUUGCCUGUGCCAUCCACCCGAUCCUGACCAGCCUUGUUUCCUCAGAAGCCCUGUGAAUAGGGGAAGGGGUCUUGAAUGCAACCCUCACUGCAGGUUUUUGCAACUAAAGAUGCAGAGAGGGCUCCCUCCGGAUGAUGCAAGAGUAGGGACCUGUACAAAGGCUGUGUGUGUGCGCGUGUGUAGGUGUACGCGUGUGUGCCUGCGUGUGUGCGUGCUGUCAUAAUGUUUCCACAAUUCAGUUCAUAAUGCUGUGAUUCCAGUGUUCAACUCCAUAGAAGAUACCUCUAUUUUGCAGAAUAAAUAACUUAUAGCUACACUCA